Psammomys obesus (fat sand rat) is the source of this 444-nucleotide messenger RNA. Its product is annotated as dynein axonemal heavy chain 2-like. Lineage: Eukaryota; Metazoa; Chordata; Mammalia; Rodentia; Muridae. Gene Ontology annotation, biological process: microtubule-based movement. Gene Ontology annotation, cellular component: dynein complex. The record is from RefSeq and is a predicted model, not a curated record. Gene Ontology annotation, molecular function: dynein light intermediate chain binding; ATP hydrolysis activity; ATP binding.
GUGAACCCAGCGGAUUUUGAAAACCACUCCUUUAUGGUGGAGAUGACAUUUGUGUUCAGCAUGAUCUGGUCUGUAUGUGCCUCUGUGGAUGAGGACGGGCGCAAGAAGAUUGACAGUUACCUCCGAGAGAUCGAGGGCUCCUUCCCCAAUAAGGAUACAGUAUAUGAAUACUACGUGAACCCCAAGAUGCGGGCUUGGUCAUCAUUUGAGGAGAAGCUCCCCAAGAGCUGGCGCUAUCCUCCAAACGCCCCCUUCUACAAGAUCACGGUGCCCACCGUCGACACCAUCCGGUACAACUACCUUGUGAGCACCUUGGUGGCCAACCAGAACCCUGUGUUGCUGGUGGGGCCCGUGGGCACGGGGAAGACCUCCAUAGCCCAGAGCGUGCUCCAGUCCUUGCCCUCCAGCCAGUGGUCGGUGCUCAUCGUCAACAUGUCUGCGCAG